AUGCCGGUACUUUCAAGCUUUAGCUUCUACAAACCGCACUGGUCCCUCCUAUCUUGGACGUCUGGUCAAGAUGUCGAGUUUGAAGACACGGCACCGCCGCGCGAAAAGAUGAAGCGCUCUGGUGACAGCCUCUGGCGAGUUUUGAGCGAGAGGAACAUUAAUAUGAUUGCGUUCUCAGGCUCCAUUGGCAAUGGUCUUUUCCUAGGAAGUGGCAUAUCCAUAGCUAGCGCAGGCCCGGGCGGUGCCAUCAUGAGCUAUCUCAUUGUCGGCACAGUCAUCGCGUCCAUCAUCUCCUGCCUGGGUGAGAUGACGGCCCUGAUGCCUGUCAAUGCACCCAUGAUGGAGUUUCCGCGCCGGUUUCUGGACCGUGGAGUUGGUUUCGCUGUUGGUUGGGUAUACUGGUUUGCCUACGCGGUACUCGCGGCUAGCCAAGUUGUGGCCUUUGCAAAUGCAGUGCGAUUCAGCUAUGACGACAGAUAUCUUGGCGGCAAAACGGUCAUCCAUUGGCACACUGGCGAGAAUGUCGACAGCGCCGUUUGGAUCAGCAUCUGUCUCGUUGUCAUAGUCAUCAUCAACUUGCUACCCGUUAUCAUAUACGGAGAACUGGAGUAUAUUUUCGGAUGUAUCAAGCUAUCUCUGAUUGUACUCUUGAUUGUAACAAUGCUGGUGUUUGACGUGAUGAACCCCCGAAAAGGAGCUUACUACACAAAGCCUCUGGGAACUAGAUACUGGGAUGAGCCGUAUGGCUUUUUCAACAGCGUCUACUACGUGACAGAUGACGAUGGCAAUGUGCAGCGAAAGAUCACCGGCCCCGUCGGCUCACUUCUGGGCGUCUGGACUACAUUUAUCAACGUCAUGUUCUCCUACAUUGGUAUGGACAUUGUCGCCGCCACUGCCGCCGAGAGCCGCGCCCUCGCCGACUCGGAGAGCAUGAAGAUGGCCGCCCGUAAGAUCAACAUUCGCAUCCUCACCCUCUACGCCCUCGCCGUUACCACCGCUUCCUUCGUCGUACCUUCCGACCAUGCCUUUAUCAACGGCGCCGGCACGUCCGUCGGCGCACGCUCCAUCUUUGUCAUUGCCGCCGUCGAGGCUGGUCUGCCUGCCCUCGCCCAGUUCUUCAACGCCAUGUUCGUCCUCUCGGCGUUUACGUGCGCCAUCAACUCUCUCUACGUAGCGUCCCGCGUACUUCACACUCUGGCGCUCCGCGGGCAGACGGGCCCCGAGUUCAUCACAAGACGACUGCGCGCGUGCCGUUCUGGCGUGCCGGUGCGCGCUGUGGUCGCAACGGCCAUGCUGAUGCUCAUCGCAUACAUGGGCAGGUCCGGCUCUCCUGGUUCCCGCCUUGACGAAUUGUCAAACAACUGCACCGUGUCUUGUCUAAUCGUGUACGCCACCAUCUGCGCGACAUAUAUGCGCUUCUACUACACACUAGAAGUCGCCAAGAUGAGCGAAGACACAUCCGCAGCGCAAGCAGCCAGCUACGACCGCGACAGCCCACUGUACCCGUACAAGUCACACGGCCAGUGGCUCAAGGCUUUCUACGGACUCGUUGGGAGUUGCAUCCUCCUGCUAUUCAACGGCGUACCCGCGUUUCUUGAGGAACCAUUCAACGUGCGCAAGUUCGUCUCUGCAUAUGUCGGUAUCCCCGUGUAUAUUUUACUUGUCGUUGGGUGGAAACUCCGCAAACAUGGCCUCCGUCUCUCGCGGUGGGGGCCGGAACGCUCCAACGACUUGAGCAAUACAGUGCAGGCGGCGAGCGAGAAGCGCCGCGGUCGGCUCGAUAUGCCGGACUGGGGUUUGACGUGGGCAAAUUUGGAAUCGUUUGGGCACUGGCUGUGGGUAUGGAUAAAAUGA
Molecule: messenger RNA, 1854 nt
Organism: Akanthomyces muscarius
Lineage: Eukaryota; Fungi; Ascomycota; Sordariomycetes; Hypocreales; Cordycipitaceae
Exons: 16
Coding region: 1-1854 (617 amino acids)
Biological process (GO): amino acid transmembrane transport
Cellular component (GO): membrane
Molecular function (GO): amino acid transmembrane transporter activity
Source: RefSeq, a predicted model, not a curated record